UCAAAGAUUAUAUGCAUAUUUCGAAAUUGGAAUGCCAAAGCUUGUUGUUGUCGAAGCCUCAACGCUCACAUCUUGCAAAUAUUUUUCAUCUGUUUUGCGACUUGCGACUGCUGAUUAAAAUGAUUCGAAGGUCGCCGCAUCUUCGGACGCUGUUCAAAUGUAUCCCUCUACGCUCUCUGAUUUUUUCUUCGUCUUCAGCAUUUUCUUCUGCAACUCAUUUAACCCAGAAAGCACAGCCUUACAGAACGCCCUUCAAAUCGUCAGCAAACAUUGAUCCACUCCUCAUAAAUCGCUUGUGCAGAGAGCAGAAAUUUAAUGAAGCCGUUGAAAUCCUCUGCCAACAAAAGCGAUUAAAGGACGCGAUCAGAUUACUAGAAAACCAUGUUCACUCUCCAUUUGCCGCUAUUUAUGCGACGAUUUUGCAAUUGUGUAUUGAAAAGAGAGCUCUGGAAGAAGGCAAAAGAGUCUGUAUGCAUAUUAAAGGCUCAAAUUUUGUACCUGGAAUUUUUGUUUCAAAUAAGAUUCUUGAUUUGUACUGUAAAUGUGAGAGUAUUUUGGAUGCCCAGAAAUUGUUUGAUGAGAUGCCCGAGAAGGAUUUGUGUUCUUGGAACAUUUUGAUUUCUGGUUAUAUGAAAAUUGGAUGGGUUUUAGAAGCGAGAAAGUUGUUUGAUGAAAUGCAUGAAAGAGAUAAUUUUUCCUGGACUGCCAUGAUUUCGGGUUAUGUGAAACACAAUGAACCUGAAAAUGCGUUAAAAUUGUACAGACUAAUGCAGAUAAAUGAAAAUUGCAAGAGCAAUAAGUUUACAGUUUCUAGUAUUCUUGCAGCUUCUGCUUCAUUGAAGUCUUUGAGCCUAGGAAAGGAGAUUCAUGGUCAAAUUAUGCGUAGUGGGUUGGAUUCUGAUGCAGUGAUAUGGGGUGCUUUAUUGGAUAUGUAUGGGAAAUGUGGGAGCAUAAAUGAAGCGAAACACAUUUUUGAUAGGACGAUGGAUAGGGACAUUGUUUCAUGGACAACUAUGAUUGAUAGAUACUUUGGAGAGAGGAGAUGGGAAGAAGGACUCUCGUUGUUCUCUGAUUUAUCUAGUUCUGUGAUAAGGCCUAACGAGUUUACAUUUGCCAGUGUUCUGAAUGCCUGCACACAUCAGACAGCAGAGGAGUUGGGCAAACAGGUUCAUGGAUACAUGAUGCGAGUUGGAUUUGACCCGUAUUCAUUUGCUGCGAGUGCACUUGUUCACAUGUAUUCCAAAUGUGGUAAUGUUGAGAGUGCACUUAAAGUCUUCAAAAAUCUGCCGAGACCUGGUUUGGUUUCAUGGACUUCUUUGAUUAACGGGUAUGCUCAGAAUGGUCAACCCCAUGAAGCUCUUCGGUUGUUUGAGCUCUUACUUAAAUCAGGUACUCAGCCUGAUCACAUUACUUUUGUUGGCGUUCUUUCCGCUUGCAGCCAUGCUGGUUUAGUUGAUAAAGGCCUUGAGUAUUUCUACUCAAUAAAAGAAAAGCAUGGAUUAUCUCACACAGCGGAUCACUAUGCCUGUAUGAUUGAUAUCUUGAGUCGAGCUGGCAGAUUUAACGAAGCUGAAGACAUUAUCAAGGGAAUGCCCAUAAAACCCGAUAAGUUUUUAUGGGCUUCUUUACUUGGUGGCUGCAGAAUUCAUGGAAAUUAUGAACUUGCAAAGCAAGCAGCUGAAGCCUUGUUCAAAAUUGAGCCCGAGAAUGCUGCUACAUACGUUACCCUUGCCAAUAUCUAUGCCACAGCGGGCAAGUGGAAUGAAGUGGCAAAGAUCAGAAAAUUAAUGGAUGAGAGAGGAGUUGUAAAGGAACCUGGUAUGAGUUGGAUUGAUGUUAAGAGAAAAGUCCAUGUUUUCUUAGUUGGAGAUGAAUCACAUCCAAGAUCAAAAGAAAUAUUUGAGUUUUUGGAGGAAGUUUCAAAGAGAAUGAAGGAGGACGGUUAUGUUCCUCACACAAACUAUGUGCUGCAUGAUGUGGAAGAGGAGCAGAAGGAGCAAAAUCUCUCGUAUCAUAGCGAGAAACUUGCAGUUGCAUUUGGAAUAAUUACCACUCCUCCCGGAACUCCUAUCAAGGUCUUCAAGAAUUUAAGAACAUGCGUUGACUGUCACACUGCCAUUAAGUUCAUUUCUAAGAUUGUCGAGAGAAAAAUAAUCAUACGAGAUUCGAGUAGGUUCCACCGUUUUGAGGGUGGAAUCUGUUCAUGCCAAGAUUAUUGGUGAUUCUCAUCUCUCAUCUAUCUCUCAUUUAUCAUGAUUUUUGAUUCAAAAUGAGAAAGGAAGGUGGGUGUUUAUCUCCUCAAUUCCGUCCCUUGUUGUAUUAGCUAAGUUAGUCUCCUGGGCGAUUGUGGCAUCCGGUUGAUUGAGUAUCCUUACCGUCUAAUAUUUAGCGACAUGAAGUUUAGAAGCUUGUGAGAAUUUGUCCAAUCAUAGUUAAAUGCCAACGAAUGAUAGGUUAGCAUCCAACAACACAAACUUUGACCUGGCUUCAUUCCCAGUUUAGCCAAAUUUGAUUAGUUCAAGAAUGAGUGAAGGGUCGCGGUCAUAA
Molecule: messenger RNA, 2547 nt
Organism: Olea europaea var. sylvestris
Lineage: Eukaryota; Viridiplantae; Streptophyta; Magnoliopsida; Lamiales; Oleaceae
Product: pentatricopeptide repeat-containing protein At4g37170
Exons: 1
Coding region: 12-2222 (736 amino acids)
Biological process (GO): RNA modification
Molecular function (GO): protein binding; zinc ion binding; RNA binding
Source: RefSeq, a predicted model, not a curated record